AUGCCUGAACCAGCCAAACCCGCGCCCAAGAAGGGCACCAAGAAAGCCGUGAACAAGACCGCCGGCAAACCGGGCAGGAAGAAGAGGAGGCCCAGGAAGGAGAGCUACGCCAUCUACGUGUACAAGGUGCUGAAGCAGGUCCACCCCGACACCGGCAUCUCGUCCAAGGCCAUGAGCAUCAUGAACUCGUUCGUCAACGACAUCUUCGAGCGCAUCGCCUCGGAGGCGUCUCGCCUGGCUCACUACAACAAGCGCUCCACCAUCUCCUCCAGGGAGAUCCAGACCGCAGUGCGCCUCCUGCUGCCCGGCGAGCUGGCCAAGCACGCCGUGUCCGAGGGCACCAAGGCCGUCACCAAGUACACCAGCUCCAAGUAAAGCGCUCUGCUGCUGCAGUCACAACCCAAAGGCUCUUAUAAGAGCCACCCACUUCCUCUGGAGAGCAGUCCAUUUCUCACUCACUUCAUAUCAUAUGAUCUGUCACAAAUCGGCUAUAAACUGUUACACUUGGACUCUUGACGUUUUCACUGGAUAAUAAUUCUGCAGCUACAGCACACAAGCGUUUGUAUUGCUGAAUGGAUAAGCCAAGUAGUUUAUGUGUAGACUCAAAACCAUCACCUAACGCAGUGAAAACUACUCCCUUCAGUGUGUUAAAUAUUUGAGAUUGACACGUUUAAUACAGUAUGUAAGUACUAAGCAUUUAAUUUGCAUUAACAAAAAUGCCUUAACUUCAUAACAUUGCACUAUAAGGAAAUACCCAAGCUAUGAGUUGAAAAAAAUAUUGAUACGAAAC
Salarias fasciatus (jewelled blenny) is the source of this 790-nucleotide messenger RNA. RefSeq names its product histone H2B 1/2-like. The coding region runs from base 1 to 375 and encodes 124 amino acids. Lineage: Eukaryota; Metazoa; Chordata; Actinopteri; Blenniiformes; Blenniidae. Gene Ontology annotation, cellular component: nucleosome. The record is from RefSeq and is a predicted model, not a curated record. Gene Ontology annotation, molecular function: structural constituent of chromatin; protein heterodimerization activity; DNA binding. The transcript has a single exon.